GGCCGGGAGGACGUUCGGCCUCUGUGAGCCGCAGCCUUCCCCGGGAGAGGUUGUGAUUUCGCCAUCUUAGGGAGGAUGUUCUCGUCCGUGGCGCACCUGGCGCGGGCGAACCCCUUCAACGCGCCCCACUUGCAGCUGGUGCAGGACGGCCUCGCGGGCUCGCGCAGCCCCGGCCCGGACGCGCUUCCCAGCCAGCCCCGCCGCUCCCGCACCCUGGCGGCCGCCGCGGUGGAAGAAUACAGUUGUGAAUAUGGCUCCAUGAAGUUUUAUGCACUGUGUGGCUUUGGUGGGGUCUUAAGUUGUGGUCUGACACACACUGCUGUCGUCCCCCUGGAUUUAGUGAAAUGCCGUAUGCAGGUGGACCCCCAGAAGUACAAAGGCAUAUUUAAUGGAUUCUCAGUUACACUUAAAGAGGAUGGUGUUCGUGGUUUGGCUAAAGGAUGGGCUCCGACUUUCAUUGGCUACUCCAUGCAGGGGCUCUGCAAAUUUGGUUUUUAUGAAGUCUUCAAAGUCUUGUAUAGCAACCUACUUGGAGAGGAGAACACCUAUCUCUGGCGCACAUCCCUGUAUUUGGCUUCCUCUGCCAGUGCUGAAUUCUUUGCUGACAUUGCCCUGGCUCCCAUGGAAGCUGCUAAAGUUAGGAUUCAAACCCAACCAGGUUAUGCCAACACUUUGAGGGAUGCAGUUCCCAAAAUGUAUAGGGAAGAAGGUUUAAAUGCAUUCUAUAAGGGGGUUGCCCCUCUCUGGAUGAGACAGAUCCCAUACACCAUGAUGAAGUUUGCCUGCUUUGAACGUACUGUUGAGGCAUUGUACAAGUUUGUGGUCCCCAAGCCCAGAAGUGAAUGUUCGAAGGGAGAACAGCUGGUUGUAACAUUUGUGGCUGGUUACAUAGCUGGAGUCUUCUGUGCAAUUGUUUCUCACCCUGCUGAUUCCGUGGUAUCUGUGUUGAAUAAAGAAAAAGGUAGCACUGCUUCUCAGGUCCUCCUGAGACUUGGAUUUAGAGGUGUUUGGAAAGGACUCUUUGCCCGUAUCAUCAUGAUCGGCACCCUGACUGCCCUGCAGUGGUUCAUCUACGACUCUGUGAAGGUCUACUUCAGGCUGCCUCGCCCUCCUCCACCUGAGAUGCCAGAGUCUCUGAAGAAGAAGCUCGGGUUAACCCAGUAGAUGAUCAAAGCAAUGUGGACUGAAUCUGCUUGUUGAUCAGUGUUGACAAAGUGCAAAAGGAACUUUUAUAUAUAUUUGACAGUGUAGGAAAUUGUCUACUCCUGAUAACAUUACUGUAGUGCCCUUGCAUAAGGCAAGAGUUUCAAAGUUACUAUUGAAAUAAACCCAACUGCUCAUGAAAAAAAAAAAAA
Messenger RNA from Talpa occidentalis (Iberian mole), 1355 nucleotides. Its product is annotated as phosphate carrier protein, mitochondrial. The coding region runs from base 76 to 1164 and encodes 362 amino acids. Gene Ontology annotation, molecular function: phosphate transmembrane transporter activity. Lineage: Eukaryota; Metazoa; Chordata; Mammalia; Eulipotyphla; Talpidae. The record is from RefSeq and is a predicted model, not a curated record. The transcript has a single exon. Gene Ontology annotation, cellular component: mitochondrial inner membrane. Gene Ontology annotation, biological process: mitochondrial phosphate ion transmembrane transport.